UUUUAAAAAUAAACAAAUAAGUUUGACAAACCGGAAUCAUCAAUAACAUGGGCUAAAGCAUAUAAGAAAAAAAUAUAUAUAUAUUUAUAAACAAUGUAUUUAAUAUUCAAUUCAGCUCUUAUAUACUUUCUUUAUAAAUGUUCUUUUAUUAAGUCUGAAAAUUAUAUAAGUAAUUCUUUGAGCACCCGAAUAACUAUUGAAGCACCUGCCAAUCUAUCUGAUUUUUCAAAGAAGAAGACUUUUACAACAGGCGAUGGAAGUAAAAAUGUUGUUUCUUCUGUCUCGUCGAUACCGUAUCAAUAUGUAUCCUUGUUUAUUAGUAACAGUUAUGUUAAUAGUAUUUAUAUUACCCGUUCUAUUGAGAAAUCUACUGAAUAUUCGUUUAGUGAAAUCAACAAUAACUUAUCUAAAUUAUCGAAAAUAACUUAUAAUUUGCCUUCAUAUAUUGAAACAAAAAAUGCAACUCAAAUAAUAGCCACUACAACAACAUUAAAAAUGUCUUUAAAUUUUUUAUCUGUAAAUGACUCUUAUAAAUCAUUUGAUAAAACAUCAAUUUAUCAAUUAGUAUCAAAUAAUAAUUUAACUUUAUCAAUUGUUCCAACUGCCAAUACGUUGAUUUUUCCAACUAGUGUUGCUUCUGAAAAUUUAAUAAAUUUAUCAACCAAUUCGAACUCUACUGAGAUACUGUUUAGUCAUUUGCCAUCAAGUAUUGCUUUGUCGGAAAUAUCAGUUAUGAGUGUGCAAACUACUUUUUUUUCAGUUAAAUCAAUAAGUUUUCAAUCCAUUAUACUUUCAUCAGUAGAAUCAGCAAUUAACUCAUCAUCUAGUACUUCUACUUCAGAGAACUCAAUAAUAAGUUUAUCCACUAUAGUUGCUCCUUCAGAGAAGUCAACAGUAAGUUCUGAAAAGGUAACUUUAACACCUAGUUUGACUUCAUCACCAAAUUUCUCAUACCUAUUUUCAAAUCAAUCUCAAGUAAACUCCCGUACUGUUUCAAAUAUGUUUGAAACUUCUAAAAUUGUGUUUAGUGUUUCAGCAAGUUUAAGUACUUCUAUAAUAAGCUCUGUGAUUCCAGAAAGUUCUUGUGAGCAAUCAACUGAAACAUUCUCAAAUGCAAUGACUAAUAUGACACAAUGUAUUAUAAUUCAUACAAAUCCAAUGCAGAUAUGUCUUGAAUGUGCAAAGUAUUAUGAUAUGCUUCAGAUAUAUUACAAGUAUCUUGUAAACAAUUGUAGCUGGUUAGUUAGCCAAUCAAAUAAAAAGUAUCAAGUUAUUACAGAAAUUCUACAGGCUCAAGAAAGAACUUGGCAAUCAUUAGGGUGUGAGAAAUGUUAUAUUCCUAAUUUGGUUGCAAGAACUGUUACACCCGAGUUUAAAAGGUUUCUAGAUUUAAAAUAUGAAGUCGAAAGUUGUUUCCGAAAUGUUUCAUUAAAGAAUCAAACACCCAAUUCAACUUCAAGUGAGAAUGUAGCAAUCAAUAACACAAAGUUUAACAAUACAUGGAAUGUUUGUAAUAAAUGCUCAGAUAUUUCUAUGAAUAUUCUAAGAAAUUAUAAAUACCGUGAGGAUAAUAAUGACAAUAGUGAUGCACUUUGGUGUGCAGAUAUAAAUGUUGCUGUUACUGAAAUAAAAGAAUUAUGGAAUAAAAAUUAUAAAUGUAAUAAACAAGUUGUGAAGGAAUUCUUAACUGUUAUUGCCAUCACAAGCUUCUUUUGCUUUUUACCUGUUAUAUUUUAUGUUGGAGCAAAACUUCAUUUUGAUGUCAAUGAAAGAAAAAAUGCUAAUCGAUACAGUCAAUCUGAAUAGUGGUUCCGCCUUUUUUUUCGCUAGUGGAACUGCCUUUGUUUCCAUCAGCGAGUUUCAUCUUUGCUUCCACAGUAUUUCCACCAGCGAUUUUAUCUUUGUUUCCAUCAGCAGUUUCACUUUUGUUUUCACUAUUUGGUGGCUAAAAUAUUUUUUUAAAGAACUUUUUUUAUUAUUUUUUUCUUAAAAAGAAAUUUUUGUACUUAAAAGUAGUUUCUGUGUUUUUAUUUAAGAACACAUUGUAAGUACUAACGAUAAUAAACUUUAUUGUGUUUACAUUUGAGAACACAUUGUAUGUACUACUAAUAAUAAAUUUCAUUGUUUUUACAUUUGAGAACACAUUAAUUGCAUUGA
This is a messenger RNA of Hydra vulgaris (swiftwater hydra), 2157 nucleotides long. Its product is annotated as mucin-3B. Gene Ontology annotation, cellular component: cytosol. The record is from RefSeq and is a predicted model, not a curated record. Lineage: Eukaryota; Metazoa; Cnidaria; Hydrozoa; Anthoathecata; Hydridae.